CUUCGCACCUUAUCCAUUCCUUCUCUCCCCCUCACCCCUUCCUCUAUAAAAAACCCUAAUCCACCAUUUCCGCUCCGAGAAUUAAAAAUAAAACUCUUUCAACAUAUCCCCACCAGCUCGCCAAAUCUUCCCUUUUCCGUUUCGUUCCUUCCCCUCUCUUAGUAACAGUCGUUUCGGCGGAGUCACAAAAACAACAACAUCAACAACAAAAAAAGAUAUAUAUAGCAACGAACUAUAAAUAUCAAAUAAGUAAUCUCUUGUUUGUUUUGUUAACGGCUUUUUAACGGGUGUUGCGUUAUAGAGAAGAGCUGAUCAUAUAUCGAUCAUGGGGUUCCUACAAAAACUUUGGGACGAAACGCUUGCCGGGCCUAUGCCGGAGACCGGCCUCGGAAAACUACGAAAGUAUGAUUCCUUUUCUGCCACAAGAUCAUCCCAUGCUCCUGUUGUCGAUGGUAAUAAGAUAAGGGUAACUAGGAGCAUUACGAUUCUUAAGAGUAACUCUGGUUUUAGAAACCUAUCUGUGGAGCCGGGUUCGGCUCCGGAUUCUCCUUUCGGGUCUAGCACUCCUGGGACACCUUUGUCACCGGGGACACCACGUGGGGAUUUCGGGAGAUUCACGAGAAGAAAAUCGUCAGCUGAAGCACUUGAAUCCGCUGAGCCUACAAGUCCAACUGUUUACGACUGGAUUGUGAUGAGCGCUUUGGAUCGUUGAGGGAGGAAAUUGACGAUUUUUCUUUUGAAGAAUCAACAUGUCGAAGAGACUUUUGUACAUAGAGAAACCUUGGUGGAAAUUUCAUUAUAUAUCUUAAGCAUCUAUGCAAAUAUGAUAUAUCUAUAUAUCAAUAAACCCUAUAUUAAGUUAAUAAGUUGGUUACAACAAUAAGACGGAUUGAGUGAUUGAAUGAACAAUCCCGACCGAUCGAGAAAAUCACUGCUUCUUGGAGUUUCUGAGAGAGGAAAGCCAGACGUAGGAGAGGCUAUUUUGAGCAUGUAUAAAUCUUUGUUGGCGAGCUAGAGAUUUUUUUUUUCUCCAUUUUUUGUACAUAUGAUUUUCUUGUUUUCGUGUCUUGGCUUUGCUAUGUACAUAGAGAUCUGUGUACAUUUGAAUCCUCUUCUAAUGAAACUCGUUAAUUUGCAGCUUGAAAAAAA
Molecule: messenger RNA, 1149 nt
Organism: Durio zibethinus
Lineage: Eukaryota; Viridiplantae; Streptophyta; Magnoliopsida; Malvales; Malvaceae
Product: dormancy-associated protein homolog 4-like
Source: RefSeq, a predicted model, not a curated record